Drosophila kikkawai is the source of this 2111-nucleotide messenger RNA. The record is from RefSeq and is a predicted model, not a curated record. Lineage: Eukaryota; Metazoa; Arthropoda; Insecta; Diptera; Drosophilidae.
UCAUUAUUAUGUAGAAAAUUUAAAUUCAAAAUUUGUACAUAUGCUUUGGUGAAUUUAGUCAAAUUUAUAUUCAGGAUCUAAUGAAGGCAUUUUGAACAUUCAAAACCAAGCCCUGAAUAAAUAAUCAAGAGCCGCAAAGGAAAAGCCGAGUCAGCUAUAGCUAAACCUCUCCAAGACCGCCGGAUAGGAAUCCGCUCUCAAAAGAAUAAUUUUCUCCAAUAAGAGCUCUUGAAGCCAUAAAACUGAUCGAAAUGUCCAAAUCGCGAGCCCCAACCCCUGAGCCCCCAGUGGCUGACAGUGCCAUCAGUCAGCCGCAGGUAAAGAUCGGGCAUUAUCAGCUGGGCAUCACCUUGGGCACCGGCAGCUUUGGCAAGGUGAAAAUCGGAGUGCACCAGAUAACGGGUCUCAAGGUGGCAGUAAAGAUCCUGAACCGGCAGAAGAUCAAGAGCCUCGAUGUUGUUGGCAAGAUACGUCGCGAGAUCCAGAAUUUGAAGCUCUUCCGGCAUCCGCACAUUAUCAAGCUGUACCAGGUCAUCUCCACGCCCUCGGACAUCUUUAUGAUCAUGGAGUAUGUAAGCGGCGGCGAGCUAUUCGAUUAUAUUGUCAUGCACGGCAAGAUGCAGGAGCAUCAGGCGCGUCGCUUCUUUCAGCAGAUGAUCUCGGGCGUGGACUAUUGCCAUCGUCACAUGAUUGUCCAUCGGGAUCUGAAGCCAGAGAAUCUGCUGCUUGACCACAAUAUGCACGUGAAGAUUGCCGACUUUGGCCUGUCGAAUAUGAUGUUGGAUGGAGAGUUCCUGUGCACUUCUUGCGGCUCCCCGAACUAUGCCGCUCCCGAGGUGAUCUCGGGUAAACUAUAUGUCGGUCCUGAGGUGGACAUUUGGUCUAGCGGCGUCAUCCUAUACGCUUUGCUCUGCGGUUCUCUGCCCUUUGACGAUGACCAUGUGCCGACGCUGUUCCGUAAGAUCAAGUCGGGAAUUUUUCCGAUCCCGAAGCACAUGAACAUGCAGGUGCUGAAUUUGGUAUGCCAGAUGCUGCAGGUUGAUCCCCUCAAGCGGGCCAAUAUCGAGGAGAUUAAGAAGCACGCUUGGUUCCAGAAGGAUCUGCCCGCGUAUCUCUUUCCCACGGCCUCCGAGCAGGACUCCAAUGUCAUUGACACGUACGCUGUGGCCGAGGUCUGCACCAAGUUUGGAGUACUGGCAAGCGAGGUGCACAGCGCCCUGCUUAAUGGUGAUCCCCACGAUCAGUUGGGUAUAGCCUACCAUUUGAUAAUUGACAACAAGCGCUUCAACGACGAUGCCGCCAAUCAGAUCAACAAUUUCUUUACGGUCGAAUCACCAUCAUUGCUGCCGCUUCAAAAACCACUGUCCCCUGUAACCGUGGGCGUCGGUGGCUCGGGAUCCAGCUCGGGCAGAGCCACACCAGUGCCUCCAUCCAGCUCCAUCCGACCACAUCCGGAAAGGAUUGCUCCACAGGGCGACCUCCAGCUGGCCAUGUCUGUCCAAGCAUCGGGCGGUGGGGCCUUCCCUGUGAAGGCAACGCGCACCGGAACACCCGUCAAGCGCGCCAAAUGGCAUUUGGGCAUUCGGUCUCAGAGCAGGCCCUAUGACAUUAUGCUGGAGGUGUAUCGCGCAAUGAAGGCUCUUGGAUACAUGUGGAAGGUUCUCAAUCCGUACCAUGUACGCGUCCGCCGGCAGAACCUAAAGACGGGCCAAUUCUCAAAGAUGUCGUUGCAGUUGUACCAAGUGGAUGUCAAGAGCUAUCUGCUUGACUUCAAGUCGCUGACCAACGAGGAGGUGGAGCAGGCCGACGAUGUCACUGUGGACACUCAAACGGGUCAUAAUACCAUGGAGUUCUUUGAGAUGUGCGCCGAUUUAAUUAUUCAGCUGGCGCGCUAAGAUCUGAGAACUGCUGACCACUUAAACCUCUAAGGACAGCACAAAAUACCGCACAAAAAGGAGGAAUAGAAGCUCAAAGCUCACCUCUUAAGGCACAUCUUAUUAUCAUUUUAACCCAACAAAUUUCAUAUAUCCUUAUUUGAUAUUAAUAAACUGUAAUCAAACGGAAGGUUUAACUUGUAAUCCUUGAAUAAACCAAUCCAUAUAUAUUAAAAA